This is a messenger RNA of Solanum verrucosum, 853 nucleotides long. RefSeq names its product disease resistance protein RPP13-like. Lineage: Eukaryota; Viridiplantae; Streptophyta; Magnoliopsida; Solanales; Solanaceae. The record is from RefSeq and is a predicted model, not a curated record. Gene Ontology annotation, molecular function: ADP binding.
UCGUCUCAAGGCUUGCGCUUGCAUAUGUAGGAAGGAGAAGAAAUUCUACAAUGUCGCAGAGGAGAUCCAAUCACUCAAGCAGCGAAUCAUGGAUAUCUCUCGCAAACGAGAGACUUAUGGUAUUACAAAUAUCAAUAGUAAUGCUGGAGAAGGGUCAAGUAAUCAGGUUACAACAUUGAGGAGAACUACCUCAUAUAUAGAUGAUGAUGACAUUUUUGUUGGCUUUCAGGAUGUUGUACAAACAUUGCUAGCUCAACUUCUCAAAGCAGAGCCUCGUAGAAGCGACAUCUCCAUUCAUGGCAUGGGCGGAUUAGGCAAGACCACUCUUGCAAGAAACCUCUACAACAGCCCUAAUAUAGUCUCAAGCUUCCCUACACGUGCUUGGAUAUGUGUUUCUCAAGAGUACAACACAAUGGAUCUUCUUAAGGCUAUCAUAAAAUCCAUCCAAGGUUGCACCAAGGAAACUCUAGAUUUGUUGGAAAAGAUGGCAGAAACAGAUCUAGAAAAUCACCUUCGUGAUCUAUUGAAAGGACGCAAAUACCUUGUGGUGGUUGAUGAUGUGUGGAAGAGAGAAGCAUGGAAGGGUUUGAAAAGAGCAUUCCCGGACAGCAAGAAUGCAGCAGAGUUAUUAUCACCACGCGCCAAGGGGAUGUCGCUGAAAGAGCAGACGAUAGAGGUUUUGUCCAUAAACUUCGCUUCCUAAGCCAAGAAGAAAGUUGGGACCUCUUUUGUAGGAAACUAGUUGAUGUUCGAGCAAUGGUUCCAGCAAUGGAAAGUCUAGCUAAGGAUAUGGUGGAAAAAUGUAGAGGCUUACCUCUUGCAAUUGUUGUAUUGAGUGGACUACUUUCGCAUA